Molecule: messenger RNA, 2314 nt
Organism: Pararge aegeria (speckled wood butterfly)
Lineage: Eukaryota; Metazoa; Arthropoda; Insecta; Lepidoptera; Nymphalidae
Product: nucleolar complex protein 4 homolog B
Exons: 10
Coding region: 9-1571 (520 amino acids)
Biological process (GO): ribosome biogenesis
Cellular component (GO): small-subunit processome; nucleolus; Noc4p-Nop14p complex
Source: RefSeq, a predicted model, not a curated record
AUACAGAAAUGGCUGCCGUACAACAAAACUUCUCUAAAAUGAUAUCAGCACAGCUACGUAUGAAAUCAAAUGAGUUUUUAAACUCUCGUAAACAUGCGAAUAAUCUCGCUGAUAUUCUACAGAUGUUUGAGGCUGAAACCGAGAACUAUACGCCGCUAUUGCUUACAAUUGAAGUCAUAUUCACGGAGCUCUUGAAACGAGGAGAUUUGGUCCAACAUGUCGUACCAUUAAAACCUACAGACACCAGUCCGGAAGCAGAGUACAAGCGAUGGCUGAACGAGUGUUACGAGGCAGCCAUUUCCCGUGCCCUUCAGUGCAUCAAAUGUGGAAGGACCAGCUCACGGCUACAAGCUUUGGUGACUGCUUGCAAAUUGCUGCAGGCUGAAGGGAAACAUCCACUUGAACCUACCACAGGUUAUUUCUUCCCUUCAGUAAGACUUAAGAACAUAUUCACAGUGCUGCUGGACUCAGAAAUAUCAAUGUCACCACAAAUAGUGCGCUUCCAAGAGUUCACAGAGUACAGGGAUGUGCAACAACAUGGCCUUAAAGUACUUUCUGCUAUUGCUUAUCGCAAAUCUGCUACUCAGAUCUACAUGCAGAAUUUCCUUGAACUUCUAGACAAACUAUUGGCAAUGGAAAUACCCACAGAAAUCAAAACAAAGGCGAAAGAACGGGACAAUGAUAACGAGAAAGAGAUGAAGGUGCUUUGUGCUGCUGAAGGCAAGCCCCAGUUCCCGUUCAACCCGUCCAUGUGUCGUCGCUGCGCUAACCGUUGCUGGAGCUUCGCGUGCCUGUGGCCGCUGUGCGAGGACUCGCGCACGCACCGACGCGCCCUGCUGCUGCUGGUAGAGAGGUUGAUGCCGCUUCUCAACAAGCCCCACCUCGCCACGGACAUGCUCUGCGACAGUCUUGACGCAGGCGGGCCGAUCAGCAUGCUCGCGCUUCAAGGAGUCCUGGAGCUGGUGAGGCGCCACAACAUCGAGUACCCGGACCUGUACGACCGCCUCUAUGCCAUGUUCGAGCCGGAGAUGUUCGCCACCCGCUACAAGAAGCGACUGUUGCACCUCGCGGACAUCUUCCUCAGCUCCACGCAUUUGCCCGAGAGCCUGGUGGCGGCGUUCGCCAAGCGCCUGGCGCGCCUCGCCCUCGUGGCGUGCCCCGAGGACGCCGGGGGUCUACUACAGCUGGUCGCCAACCUCCUGCUCCGGCACCCCGCGCUCAAGCGGAUGAUCUGCUGCGAGGACACGCCGGCCAUCAUGUCGAACGACCCGUACGUGAUGGAGGAGGCUCAUGCGGCGCGGUCGCGCGCGUUGGGCGCGUCGCUUUGGGAGGUGCGUGCGCUGCGGCGCCACUGGGAGCCCGCCGUGAGCCGCGCCGCCGCUCUCGUGCUGCGAGCCGCCGACCAGCGCGAGCGCGCCGCCGACCUCACGCCCGACCGCGACGCCGCACAGCCCUUGUUCGAUGCUGAACUGAAGAAAAGGUUCAAGGCCAUAGAAAUGAAUUUCAUUCGUCCACAAAGUAUGGCUCUGCCCUCCGGAGAACGCCUCCUACAGUACUGGGAGUUUGCUUAAAGGCCCUCGUAUUUACUGGACCUUCAUUAGCAAUGUCCUAAAUUGUAAUGCUAGCUUUGACUUCACAAAUUGCAGAAACACACAUAUUACUGUUUUAAAUGUCUUGUCUAGAAUACCACAGCUCUUUUCAGACAAGGAAACUAAAAUAAUGCGAUUUUUAGUAAACCUAUACUUUGUCUAAUAUAGUAUAAUAAUUUUGGCAGGUGCCCGUCAAGUUUCGUAUUUUUUCCUGUAAAAUAUAAUACAGAUAAUAACUUACUUCAUAACGAACAGCCAAAGUCGGUUCUAAAAUAAAAUAAAUGGAACAUUCAAAUAACACAAUUAGUACGUACGUAUUGUAAGCUUCUUGUUAAAAGUAGUGUUUAUAUUCUCUGACUUGUAAUGCAUCAAACAAAAAUGGAUGUUUAACAAUGAAGAUACAGACACAACAAUAACACAAUUAUCGUACUAUAUAAAGAAUAUUAUAAAAAUUAAGCCUUAUCUGCUAUACUCCAUGAAAGCCGGAGAAUAUGUAUGGUGUUAUUUAUUAUUUCUUCAAUAUUUAUACUCCACUACAAGAAAAGCUCCUGCAAAGUACCUACGCACGUUUCGCUCCGAAACCGGGGCAUCCUCAGGAGAUCUUGACUUUACUAUGAAUACGAAUGGGGAUGCUCCGGUUUCGAAUAGUUUCAUUAGCGAUUAUUAACUACCUUCUCCUUACUGUGAGCUGUCAAAAUUAUCAUCCUAUAUAAGGCAAAGCAGAA